AUGUUCUUCUCCACGUAUGUCCUGACGAAGCGGGGGCCGCUCGCGAAGAUUUGGCUUGCGGCGCACUGGGACCGUCGCCUGACGCGCAACGAGGUGCGUGUGGUGGACCUGCGUCAGUCGGUGGUGGAAAUUGUGCAGCCGGCGGUGCCCAUCGCCCUGCGCACCAGCGGCGAGCUCCUCGUCGGGGUAGUGCGCAUCUACGCGCUGAAGGUGAAGCACCUGCUGAAGGACGCCACGGACGCCACUCUCAUUCUGCGCGUCGCGCCGCUUCCGGCGAAGGCAGGAGCCACGCCCGCCGGCCUCGGCAAGCAUCACAAGCAGGAGCCGGAGGGAGCGCUGGCGAUGCUCGACGGCGUGCUGAUCAGCGGCAGCGGCGACAUUGAGGCGGUGACGUUUGACUGGAGCGGCGGCGCCGCGGCGGAGACGGUGGCGACGGGGAAGACCGACGCGGAGGCCCUCGAGGCCCGCUUUGACGACAUUGCCGACCUGCUGCAUGACGCAAGGCAGCCGCGGAGCACGCCGGGCGUCAGCGCCAGCAGCGGCCGCAACAAUGACGCCUCCGCGCUGCUGGCCUCCGCGUGGUACGCGGUGGAGCCCAGCUCGCAGGCGGUGGAAGAGGUGCACAGCACCCAGCAGGACUACGACGAGAUUGCCAGGCUGCGGGCCGACCUGGUCGCCUUCGGGGACCGCGUGAGCGGCAGCGGCAGCAGCAAGAGGUCAAGCAACCCGAGCAUUGAGAAGGCUCGUGGCAGCGGCGUGCUGGGGAUGACGCCCGCAACCGGGCUCGGCGGCGAGUUUGCCGGCUUUCCCGCGCCAGGGGAGGAGCUGGACAUUGGCGUGCCGCUCCCGGAGGAUCACGCGCUGCUGCCGGACUUUAUGAUGCCGCUGCCGGGGGGCGAGGAGGACCCCUUUGCGCUGCCAGACUUGGCGCCGCACGCGACGGCGCGGAAGACGCGCUCCGUCAACGUGUUUGACCUCGCUGCCACCACCGUGUCGGGAGAGGCGGUGCAGCGGUGGAUGGAUGACCGCAGCGACAUCGUCGACGCUGUGCCACGGCGGGGGCCGUACGACGCGCAGGAGGCGCGCGACCGCGCCACGCUUGCGCCGGAGUCCGGCAAACAUGAGGUGUGGGCGCUGGUGGGCGCGGCCCCGCUCUCCUGGCAGCCGAACCCGUCGCUCCGCGCGGCCUACACGACGCUGCUGGGCCCGUUUGUGGCGCAGGCCGAGGCCGACGCGGUGCCGCCGCUGCACCAACAACAAGCCCAGCAGCAGGACGAAAACAUUCCGGCAGGCGGAGCGGAGGAGGAGGAGGGAGGCGUCUUCGCCGCGGCGUUGAACGAGGAGGAGGCGAUGCAGAACACGGGCGCGGCAAUGCAGGCCCGCAGGCGCGGACGCGAGGAGAAGGACGCGAGUGACGCCGCCAGCGGCGCUGGAGGCCUCUCGGUGGUCGCCCUGGCGACGCUCAAGCGCAUCCGCGACGAGCUUGAGCUGCCGGGGCAGCAGGAACGGCCGUCAAAGCGGGCACGAAGGGAGGCCGCGCCUCGCGAGCAUUGCCUGCUGCAGAGCGUUUGCCGCGGCAUGCACCGCCGUGAGGCGGCCCGCGCCUUUGUCAGCGUCCUCGCCCUCGCCUCAAAGCAACUCGUCUCUGUGCGCCAGCCGGCGCUGGCGGGGGACGUCGAGUUGGGCCUCAUGCCAGCGGGGGAAAGCCUCCUCCGCGCGUCUUGA
Molecule: messenger RNA, 1725 nt
Organism: Trypanosoma conorhini
Lineage: Eukaryota; Euglenozoa; Kinetoplastea; Trypanosomatida; Trypanosomatidae
Product: putative double-strand-break repair protein rad21
Exons: 1
Coding region: 1-1725 (574 amino acids)
Biological process (GO): synaptonemal complex assembly; replication-born double-strand break repair via sister chromatid exchange; mitotic sister chromatid cohesion
Cellular component (GO): cohesin complex; synaptonemal complex
Molecular function (GO): protein binding; chromatin binding
Source: RefSeq, a predicted model, not a curated record